AAACUCAAAACACUGAGUAGUAGUGAAUGAGAGAGCAAAAUGAAUGAAAUGGAGGAGUUGUUCGGAGAAGCCAGAAGAGCAGCCGAUGAUUUGUACCAACUCCGAGACACGUAUUUUCCGGCGAAUCCAGCUGAAAAAAUCUCCGAACUGCAGCGGAAAUCAGAUCUCGCUCUCUCGCUCCUCGAUUCCCUUCCUCUUGAACAAAGGAGAUUACCAAUACAACGUGGGACUUAUGAAUUUUUGAGAGGAAAGAUACUGGAUGUAUUUCCUGAUUAUAGGAAAGAAGCAGAAGAUCAUCUCUCUAAAGCUGUUAAGUUGAAUCCAUCUCUUGCAGAUGCUUGGCUAUGUUUAGGUAACUGCAUUUGGAAGAAGGGAGAUCUAGCUUCAGCAAAAAACUGCUUCACUCUUGCACUCGGCAAGGGUUCAAACAAGGAGAUACUUUGUCAAUUAUCAAUGCUUGAAAGAAGGAUCGCUCCAGGUUCUGAAAAUCAAGCAGAAAUUGUUGAAGAAAGCAUCCAACAUGCCAAGGAAGCUAUUACUUUGGACGUCAAGGAUGGAAAUUCGUGGUACAACCUUGGAAAUGCUUGCCUCACAAGUUUUUUUGUGACUGGAGCAUGGGAUCAUAGCAAGCUUCUGCAAUCUUUAAAGGCAUACCAAAAUGCUGAAAAAGAUGAAAGGAUGAAAUCCAAUCCAGACCUGUAUUUCAACUGUGCCACUGUCAACAAAUAUCUAGAAAACUAUGAGAGAGCCCUUAGUGGCUUUGAAGCUGCUGCCUUAAAGGAUCCUGGUCUAAAUGCUGUUGAGGAGGUUCAAAAGAUUGUUGAUCUUCUCAACAAGUUAGAGAGCUUGUUGAAGGGCCAGGCUAGGGCUAAACGACAUGCGGCUUUAGCAUCCUCACGAGCUGCUGACAAUUUGAAUCCUUCGUACAAAAGAAUCACCAUAGAUAUUCUGUCAGAGGGUCUGAACAAAGCAGUAGCAAUUGUGGGGAAAGUUCUUCUGUUUGUUAAGCAUGAGAGUGUUGCUCCAUUAUACUAUUUGGUAUGCGAUUCAAAUCAAAUAUGCUAUGUUCUCUCAGUGUAUGGCAUAAGCAAUGAUGCGAUUAAAGAAGGAGAUCAACUAACGCUAUUGGAACCUUAUUACCGUCAUGUUGAUUUUUCAUGGAAGGGAAAGUGUUACCAGUUCAAAUCAAUUCGUGUGGACUUCUUAGAACAAGUGCUUGUUAAUGGAAAAGCUCUGGCUUGUCAUCAGGCAGUUCGGACUUCAAUUUAUGCACAACACAAACCAUGAACAGUGCCAUUUUUUUUUUCAAGGAGUGCUUUUUCUUUGUGUACUUGUGGUGUUUUGUUACUGUCUCAUUUAUUUGAAAACUGUAUCAUAUGUAAAUAGAUUAGGCAACAGAAGGGAAAAACAUAAUUUCUUUCCUCAAAUGAAAUGCCAUUGAUGGAGAGCAUAAGUACUAUACUUUUUACUGGAUUCUGCAUUUGUUUGAUUCAUUUAUUGAUUGGUGUUUUCUUUA
This is a messenger RNA of Vitis riparia (riverbank grape), 1516 nucleotides long. RefSeq names its product tetratricopeptide repeat protein 5-like. The coding region runs from base 40 to 1287 and encodes 415 amino acids. Gene Ontology annotation, molecular function: protein binding. Lineage: Eukaryota; Viridiplantae; Streptophyta; Magnoliopsida; Vitales; Vitaceae. The transcript is spliced from 13 exons. The record is from RefSeq and is a predicted model, not a curated record.